Messenger RNA from Haliotis rufescens (red abalone), 1694 nucleotides. RefSeq names its product galactoside alpha-(1,2)-fucosyltransferase 2-like. Gene Ontology annotation, cellular component: membrane. The transcript is spliced from 3 exons. Gene Ontology annotation, biological process: carbohydrate metabolic process. The record is from RefSeq and is a predicted model, not a curated record. Bases 247 to 1455 code for a protein of 402 amino acids. NCBI's taxonomy places the organism in Eukaryota, Metazoa, Mollusca, Gastropoda, Lepetellida, Haliotidae. Gene Ontology annotation, molecular function: galactoside 2-alpha-L-fucosyltransferase activity.
UGAAUAUGGCGAGUGACGGUUAGGAUUAUGUUAUCACUGACAACUGGCUAUCCCGAAGAUAUACAAUGUUGUGACAACGUUACCUCAGUCCGGUCACAACGUCCCCUGCCUGGAAUGAACGCGGGCUAUUACAGGUUUUACAACGCUGGGGUGUGUGAGACACUGAGUGUCCCACCCUCAGACAGACAUUUGUGACGCCAUCCCGACUGUUGAGCCACUGCUGACUGGCUCAACGAGUUACACAGCAUGGGCAGUGGGAGACAGUCACGGAUGACGACAAACCACGGAAGUCAGAAGUAUCUCUCAACCAGAAAUGUCCUGUCACUGAUUGUGUUGUGUGCUUUCACGGUCCUCGUGACGUACCAGUGGCGUCAUGAGGCACAGUUCUACCACAAGUUCAUCAACGUCUCACUGUCGUCCUUGACCUUCGCCCCACCCCGCCCUGCCACGUUAAGCAGGAAUCAGAACGCAACGGCCAGUACCGUCGUGACAACCCGUACCAACCUAGCGACCUUUCCCCCUGGAAACAACGCUACAACCACGUCUCCCCCACCAGUGUUCACCACAUCACAAACAGUGUCCAGUGUGUGUAGAAACCCCUUCAGGGAGGAGUAUCUGAGGAAACAGGACUACUUGUGCUCCAGGCCACUAGGAAGAUUUGGCAAUAUGAUGUUUAUCUAUGCGUCUUCCUAUGGAAUAGCGACCUACAAUAACAGAACGCUGAUUAUGAGCAAGGCGUUGAUGUUGACUGACUAUUUCAAUCUUAAUGUCCUAUUAGUGGAUGAUUUUGAAUGUGUAGUCACGGGAACGAAGGGAGUAGGUCCAAGGCAGGCUUGUGCGUUCGACGAGAGUCUCAUGCAUAUAGCCAUAGGAGAGAACGUUUGCCUGGGGAGCUAUUUACAAUCAUACAAGUACUUCGAGCAUGUUCAGGAAGCAAUCAAGAAACAAUUUACAUUCAAGAAGGAAACCAGAGACAAAGCGAUGAGCAUUAUAAAUGGUGCUAUAAACACAUUCCAUGAACGUAAUACGACAGUGAAGGACACCCGCCCCGUGUUGGUCGGCGUCCAUGUGAGACGGGGCGAUAUGGUUAAGAGCAAAUUUGGUUAUGCAGUUGCAACGCCAGAAUAUUUAGGAAAUGCCACUCAAUAUUACCGGGACAAGUUCCCCAAUAGGUUGUUUAUUGUGUGUUCUAAUGGAAUGACAUGGACAAAGCAACACGUUGUUGGUGAUGACGUCUUCUACGUGGAGGGGAACACGUUUGAAGUUGACAUGGCGGUGUUGGUGAGCUGUAACCACAGUCUGACCACUGUGGGAUCCUUCAGUUGGUGGGCGGGGUUCCUGGCAGGGGGACAGGUUGUGUACUAUCAGUGGCCAGUCAUGGAGAAGUCAGGACUUCGGAGACACUUCUCAGCCAAUUACACAGACUACUUCCCCCCUUCCUGGAUCGGGAUGUAGUGACCACACGGUGCCGUGUAUUCACAUCGCUUCUGUAUUGCCUCAUUGAAGGGACUCACAUGUUAUAGAUAAUUUUUAUUAAAUAUAGUUUUAUUCACUAUUCCCAGGUAGGUACUGAUGGCCCAGUCGUCUAAGGCGCCGCGAUUCACUGUACAGAGUUGCAUCCCUUGGGCACGCCAGACGCCUAUGAUUGUGGGUUCGAAUCCCGGUUAGCCCCGAUUAUGUUUCUAGGUUUGUCA